This is a messenger RNA of Papaver somniferum (opium poppy), 2083 nucleotides long. RefSeq names its product 4-coumarate--CoA ligase 2-like. NCBI's taxonomy places the organism in Eukaryota, Viridiplantae, Streptophyta, Magnoliopsida, Ranunculales, Papaveraceae. The record is from RefSeq and is a predicted model, not a curated record. Bases 97 to 1836 code for a protein of 579 amino acids. The transcript has 5 exons. Gene Ontology annotation, molecular function: CoA-ligase activity.
UUCUCCACCUAACCCAAACCCAAAACCAACAAGUCUCCUAUUUCUACUUUCUAUCAAACUAAUCUUUCUUUUCACUUUUCUCAUCUUAUCUCAUUAAUGGAGACAAUUACUGAAACAAAAAAGAAGAUCCAGGAACAAAUGAAAGAGAUCAUAUUAGAGAAUAAGAAACCACAAAAUGAUGAGGUUGAGAUUAUUUACAAAUCAAAGUUACCAGAUAUUUACAUCCCAAAUCAUUUACCGUUACAUUCUUAUUGUUUCGAGAACAUAUCGAAAUUCGGCGACCGGCCUUGUCUCAUAAAUGGUUCUACUGGUGAAAUUCAUUCCUAUCUUGAUGUUGAACGUAUUUCCCGAAAAGUUGCGGCGGGUCUUCAUCACAAAGUUGGGAUCAAACAAGGUGAUGUUAUUAUGCUUUUGUUGCAGAAUUGUACUGAAUUCGUUUUCGCUUUCUUGGGGGCUUCUUAUCGUGGUGCAACUACUACUACUGCGAACCCGUUUUAUACUGCAAACGAGAUUGCGAAACAAGCGAAAGCAUCGAAAACGAAACUGAUCAUCACACAAGCCUGUUAUGUUGAUAAACUCAAAGAUUUAAUGGCAAACAGUAAAAACGAAGACGGAGAAGUCGAUAUUGAUGCUAGUAAUAAUGGUAUUCAAGUUAUGUGUAUUGACACGCCACCAGAAGGUUGCUUACAUUUCUCUGAGUUGACUCAGUACGAUGAAACCGAGUUACCAGAAGUCGAAAUCAACUCGGACGAUGUCGUUGCUCUGCCGUAUUCAUCCGGUACCACCGGUUUACCUAAAGGAGUCAUGUUGACACAUAAGAGUCUGAUUACAAGUGUUGCUCAACAAGUUGAUGGCGAAAACCCGAAUUUGUACUUCCACAGUGAAGACGUCAUAGUAUGUGUACUGCCAUUGUUUCACAUAUAUUCACUCAACUCGGUACUUUUAUGCGGGUUGCGAGCCGGUGCAGCGAUUCUCAUCAUGCAGAAAUUUGAGAUUAUUUCAUUAAUGGAAUUGACACAGAAGUAUAAGGUUUCAAUUGCUCCGUUUGUGCCUCCAAUUGUUCUGGCCAUUGCUAAGAGCCCGGUCGUCGAUAAUUACGAUCUUUCCUCGAUACGUACGGUCAUGUCCGGUGCGGCUCCCAUGGGUAAAGAACUUGAGGAUACUGUCAGAGCAAAACUUCCAAAUGCCAAGCUUGGCCAGGGAUAUGGGAUGACUGAAGCUGGACCAGUUCUAUCAAUGUGUUUGGCAUUCGCAAAAGAGCCUUCGGAAGUAAAAUCGGGAUCAUGUGGAACCGUAGUGAGAAAUGCCGAGAUGAAGAUUGUCGAUCCUGAGACCGGUUUAUCUCUUCCCCGCCACCAAAGCGGUGAAAUUUGCAUCAGAGGUGAUCAAAUUAUGAAAGGAUAUCUGAAUGAUCCAGAGGCAACAAAAAUUACAAUAGACAAAGAAGGUUGGUUACACACGGGUGACAUCGGGUACAUUGAUCACGACGAAGAGAUAUUCAUCGUUGAUCGUCUUAAAGAAUUGAUCAAAUACAAAGGAUUCCAGGUUGCUCCUGCUGAACUAGAAGCAAUGCUUAUUGCACACCCCAACAUAAAUGAUGCAGCAGUUGUUUCAAUGAAAGAUGAGGCAGCUGGUGAAGUUCCAGUUGCAUUUGUGAUUAGAUCAAAUGGUUCUCAAAUCACAGAGCAAGAAAUCAAGAAGUACAUUUCUGACCAGGUGGUGUUUUACAAGAGAAUACACAAAGUUUUCUUCCCUGAGACAAUUCCAAAGGCACCAUCUGGCAAGAUCCUUAGAAAAGAUCUGAGAGCAAAAUUAGCAGCUGGUUUAACAAAUUAAGCUCUAAACUUAUAAAACCUGGACUCCUUUUUUCUUUUUUCUUUACUUUGUAUUUUAAAAUAUGGAGGGUAUGUAAUGUAAUUUUAAUCUCCCCUUCAAAAUUUAAUUUGUUUGUUUUGAUGAUUUGUACCCUUUGAAUCUGGAGCUACAAUUAAGCUUUGUUGUUUGCUCUCUUUGGGAAACAAUGGUAAAGAAAAUAUGAACAAUAUAUAUAAUGAUAAUAAUAAUUUUAUUGUGAAUUUUCCAA